Etheostoma cragini (Arkansas darter) is the source of this 11175-nucleotide messenger RNA. RefSeq names its product spectrin beta chain, non-erythrocytic 1 (gene sptbn2). The transcript is spliced from 39 exons. Gene Ontology annotation, molecular function: structural constituent of cytoskeleton; actin filament binding; phospholipid binding. Gene Ontology annotation, biological process: actin cytoskeleton organization. Gene Ontology annotation, cellular component: plasma membrane; cortical actin cytoskeleton; spectrin. The record is from RefSeq and is a predicted model, not a curated record. The coding region runs from base 571 to 7656 and encodes 2361 amino acids. Lineage: Eukaryota; Metazoa; Chordata; Actinopteri; Perciformes; Percidae.
AUGAUUUUCAGACGGCACAGCAGGCUUUGUUUACACAGCUAUCCGACUGCAGCCAGUUAGCCUGCUCUGCUGUGCUCUGCUCCAGAAAAUUCGUGUUCAGAGUUUAGAGGGAAGGAAUAGCCAGCUGUGAACCACAAGGGAGUGCUACCAAAAGUUUUUACUUUGCACAAAGGCCACAAGUGUGGUGAAAUUCUUGACAAGAAGAGGUGAAACAAGAGAACAGUUUGUUCUUGAGUUUGGUUUGAAAUGAUUCUUUGAAAAACCCUCCACCGUUGCACUGCUGUAUUUCCAUUGAACAAGGUGGGACAUACAGUGGAAGAAGAAAAAAAAACAGGCGGCAACAUUUUUACGCGUGUGUUGUGCUUUACCGAGGCACCGCAUUGAGGGAAUCUAAAAGAGGAUAAACCAAGACAUUUUGGAUAUACAAAACUUUUAUCUUCCGGAGAACCCUCUAAAGGAUUUGAUACAGUUUUAGGGGGAAAGGUUGCCUGUGCUGUGCUAUGCAGGAGAACUCCCAUUCACUCUGUAUCUGAAAGGAAUAUUUAGGAGAGAGAUCCAAAAACAAAGGCCAUGGAGUUGGGCCGCAGGGACAGAGAGCCCUGCUUGUCCCCAGCAGCAUUUGUUAAUCAGGUGCAAUACUCCAACAUUCUGGAGGGAAGAUUUAAACAGCUGCAAGAUGAGCGUGAAGCAGUACAGAAGAAGACCUUCACCAAAUGGGUAAACUCUCACUUAGGCCGAGUGACCUGUCGCAUUGGUGACUUGUACACCGACCUACGCGAUGGCCGCAUGCUCAUCCGCCUUCUGGAAGUGCUUUCAGGAGAACAGCUGCCAAAGCCCACUAAGGGCCGCAUGCGUAUCCACUGCCUGGAAAAUGUUGAUAAAGCCCUGCAGUUUCUCAAGGAGCAAAAGGUCCAUCUAGAAAACAUGGGCUCACAUGACAUUGUGGAUGGGAAUCACCGUCUCACCCUGGGUCUCAUCUGGACCAUCAUCCUUCGCUUCCAGAUCCAGGACAUCAGUGUGGAGACGGCGGACAACAAGGAGAAGAAAUCAGCCAAAGAUGCCCUACUGCUUUGGUGCCAAAUGAAAACUGCUGGAUACCCCAAUGUCAACAUCCACAACUUCACUACCAGCUGGAGAGAUGGUCUCGCGUUCAGUGCCAUCGUGCACAAACACAGACCUGACGUGAUUGAGUUUGACAACCUGAAGAGGUCCAAUGCUCACUACAAUCUCCAGAAUGCUUUCAAUGUGGCUGAGAAGGAACUUGGGCUUACCAAGCUGCUGGACCCAGAAGAUGUUAAUGUUGAUCAGCCUGAUGAAAAGUCCAUCAUUACCUAUGUGGCGACCUACUACCAUUAUUUCUCCAAGAUGAAAGCCCUGGCAGUGGAGGGCAAACGAAUUGGCAAGGUACUGGACUAUGCUAUUGAGGCUGAUGAGCUGAUAGAGAAGUACGAGACCCUUGCCUCAGAGCUGCUGCAGUGGAUUGAGCAGACCAUAGGGACGCUCAACGACCGGCAGCUAGCUAACUCACUAAACGCUGUGCAGAACCAGCUCCAGGCUUUCAACUCCUACCGGACUGUGGAGAAACCCCCCAAAUUUACAGAGAAGGGAAACUUGGAAGUUCUUCUCUUCACUAUCCAGAGCAAGAUGAGGGCAAACAAUCAGAAAGUCUACAUCCCAAGAGAGGGCAAACUCAUCUCAGACAUCAAUAAGGCAUGGGAGCGACUGGAAAAGGCCGAGCAUGAACGAGAGCUGGCACUGAGAAAUGAGUUGAUUCGCCAGGAGAAGCUGGAGAUGCUCGCUGCCCGUUUUGACCGCAAAGCAGCUAUGCGGGAGACCUGGCUAAGUGAGAACCAAAGGCUGGUGUCUCAGGACAACUUUGGAACUGACUUGGGAGCCGUGGAAGCUGCCACCCGUAAACAUGAAGCAAUUGAGACAGACAUUGGGGCAUAUUGGGAGCGUGUGGCUGCUGUGGAGGCUGUUGCCAAAGAGCUGGAAGCAGAGAGGUACCAUGAUGUGCGACGUGUAAUUGCACGAAGGGAUAAUGUGCUUCGACUCUGGGAAUACCUGAAGGAGCUUCUGGCUGCACGCAGAGAGCGGCUGAACGCCCAUCGUGACCUACAGAGACUAUUUGAGGAGAUGCGCUACAUCAUGGACUGGAUGGCAGAGAUGAAGGGCCGUCUGCAGUCCCAGGACAGUGGCAAACAUUUGCAUGAUGUGUUAGACCUACUGCAGAAGCACACUCUGGUAGAGGCUGACAUUUCAGCUCAGGCAGAGAGGAUCAAGGCAGUGCAGGGAGCCGCACAACGAUUCACUUCCUAUGAACAGGCCUACAAACCAUGUGAGCCGGGACUAGUAAGUGAGAAGGUUGACCUGCUUGGUCAAGCCUAUGAGGAGCUUGGUCAGCUUGCUGGGAAACGCAGAUUGCGCCUCGAGGACUCGCAUCGCCUGUGGCAGUUUCUGUGGGAUGUGGGAGAGGAGGCGGCCUGGAUCAGGGAGCAGGAGCAGAUUCUGGCCAGCGGAGACUGUGGACGUGACCUCACUUCUGCCCUUCACCUGCUUAGCAAACAUGAGGCCUUCAGGGAUGAGAUGGCAGCCCGUUUUGGCCCUCUGAGUAACAGCAUUGCUGCUGGGGAAGCUUUGGUUCAGGAGGGUCACUUUGGAGCGCCAGAGGUCACCGAGAGGAUUGAAGACAUCCGUGCCCAGUGGACACAUCUGGAAGAGGCAACUAAGCUCAGAGAGCAGAGCCUUAAGGAAGCUGUGGCCCUGCACCAGUUUCAAACGGAUGCCAAUGACAUGGAGGCAUGGAUCAUGGAGACACUUAGACAGGUGUCCAGUCAGGAGGUGGGUCACGAUGAGUUUUCCACCCAAACACUCGCUCGCAAGCAGAGGGAGAUAGAAGAGGAGAUCCAGAGUCACCGCCCCGGCAUCGACUCACUGCAUGAGCAGGUCCAAGCACUGCCACAGGCUUAUAUACAUUUCCCUGAGGUGGAUGGUCGCCUACCUGCUAUUGAGCAGCGCUUUGAAGAACUGGAGUCUCUGUCAGCAGCUCGGCGCCAGGCUCUGGAAGGUGCCCUGGCCCUUUACCGCAUGUUCAGUGAAGCUGGUGCCUGCCAGCUCUGGGUGGAGGAAAAGGAGCAAUGGUUACAUGGCAUGGAGAUCCCUACCAAACUGGAGGACUUAGAGGUGGUGCAGCAGAGGUUCGAGACACUGGAACCUGAGAUGAACAACCUAGGCAUUCGUGUCGCCGACGUGAACCAGGUUGCCGAGCAGCUGUUGAGCUCCGACAACUGUAGCAAAGCCCAAAUCAACCAGACACGAGACCAACUGCACAACCGAUGGAAGGAGUUCGAACAACUUGCUGGCCAAAAGAAAAUAGCUCUGGAGUCGGCCCUUAACAUCCAGAACUACCACUUGGAGUGUAAUGAGAUCCAAACUUGGAUGAAGGAAAAGACCAAAGUGAUUGAAUCCACCCAGAGCCUGGGCAAUGACCUGGCUGGAGUGAUGGCACUGCAACGCAAACUCACUGGCAUGGAGAGAGACCUGGAGGCCAUUCAGGGCAAACUGGAUGACCUUACAAACGAGGCUGAAAAGCUGGCCACGGAACAUCCAGAUCAGGCUGGAGAGAUCCAAGGACAUCUGGCAGGAAUUCAAGAUGUGUGGGAGGAGUUGAACGCUACCAUGAAGCGGCGUGAGGAGUCAUUGGGCGAAGCCAGCAAGCUGCAGGGCUUCCUUAGGGAUCUGGAUGACUUCCAAUCCUGGCUGUCCCGCACCCAGACAGCCGUGGCCUCGGAGGACAUCCCCACCUCUCUGGCAGAGGCUGAGAGUUUGCUAGCCCAACAUGAAAAUAUCAAGAAUGAGGUGGAUAACUAUAAGGAGGACUACGAAAAGAUGCGGGCGGUUGGUGAGGAGGUGACCCAAGGUCAAACUGAUGCCCAGUACAUGUUCUUGGCCCAAAGGCUCCAGGCACUUGACACUGGCUGGCAUGAGUUGCGUCGCAUGUGGGAAAACCGCCACAGUCUUUUGGCCCAAGCCUUUGACUACCAGACUUUCUUGAGAGACGCAAAGCAGGCAGAGGCUUUCCUCAACAGCCAGGAGUAUGUGCUGUCCCACAUAGAGAUGCCCACCAGCCUUCAGGGAGCAGAGGAGGCCAUUAAAAAGCAUGAGGAUUUUCUCACCACCACAGAGGCCAGUGAGGAGAAGAUUACUGGUGUGGUUGAGGCUGGACGGCGCCUCAUUAAUGACUGUAAUGCAAACUCUGAUAAGAUCCAGGAAAAAGUUGAUUCUAUCCAGGAAAGGCAUGUUAAGAAUAAGGAGGCUGCAAAUGAAUUGCUGACAAAGCUUAAGGAUAACCGUGAACUGCAGCACUUCCUCCAAGAUGGACAGGAGCUCACAUUGUGGAUCAAUGAGAAGAUGCUGACAGCACAGGAUAUGUCUUAUGAUGAGGCCAGAAAUCUUCACAGCAAGUGGCAGAAACAUCAGGCCUUCAUGGCAGAGCUGGCCUCCAACAAAGACUGGCUAGACAAAAUUGAUAAGGAAGGUCAGGCACUGGUGGCGGAGAAGCCGGAGCUGGAACCUGUUGUUCAGCAGACCCUGGAGGACCUCCAGCGUCAGUGGGAGGAGCUGGAGGGCACCACCCGCACCAAGGCCCAGUGCUUGUUUGAUGCUAACAGGGCAGAGCUCUUUACACAGAGCUGCUCUGCUCUCGAUGUCUGGCUGAAAAACCUUGAGGGUCAGCUGUAUAGCGACGACUAUGGCAAAGAUUUAACUAGUGUCAACAUCCUGCUCAAAAAACACCAGAUGCUUGAGCACCAGAUGGAGGUCAGAGAGAAGGAGGUGCAAUCCCUCCAGUCUCAGGCUCUGGCCCUGUCCCAGGAGGACGCUGGACUUGCUGAGGUAGAUGGUCAGCAAAGGCGAGUCACUGAUAACUUCUCCAACCUUCAGGAUCCUCUCGAACUGAGGAGACAGCGACUACUCGCCUCCAAAGAAGCACAUCAAUUCAACAGAGAUCUGGAGGAUGAAAUUCUAUGGGUGAAAGAGAGGAUGCCCCUGGCGGACUCCACAGACCAUGGAAAAGACCUGCCCACCGUACAGCUGCUUAUCAAGAAGAACCAGACAUUGCAGAAGGAGAUCCAGGGCCACCAGCCACGCAUCGAUGACAUCCAUAGACGAGGCAAGACUCAGAGCCAGGUAGAUGGUGAGAGACAGUCCGUCCUAGAGGAGCGCCUUGUUGAGUUGCAGGACCUCUGGGACCAGCUGAUAGCUGAGACAGACAAGCGCCAUGCCCGCCUUAUAGAGGCCAAUCGCGCCCAGCAGUUCUAUACUGAUGCAGCGGAGGCGGAGGCGUGGAUGGGAGAACAAGAGUUACACAUGAUGUCAGAGGAAAAAGCCAAGGAUGAGCAAAGUGCACUAGUGAUGGUCAAGAAGCACCAGACCUUGGAACAGGCACUUGAAGACUACGCCCAAACCAUUCACCAACUCGCCAACAGCAGCCGUCUCAUGGUCACCAGUGAACAUCCAGAGAGCGAGAGAAUCACCUUAAGGCAAGCUCAAGUUGACAAACUGUAUGCAGGGUUGAAAGACCUCGCUGAGGAGCGUCGUGGGCGGCUUCAGGAGAGACUGCGGCUGACCCAACUGAAGCGGGAGGUGGAUGACCUGGAACAGUGGAUUGCUGAGAGAGAGGUGGUUGCUGGCUCCCAUGAACUAGGACAGGACUAUGAACAUGUCACAAUGCUGAGAGACAAGUUCCGUGAGUUUGCUCGUGACACCAGCACCAUCGGCCAAGAGCGUGUAGAUGGUGUUAAUGGGCUGGCAGAUGACCUGAUUGAGUCAGGUCAUCCUGAGAACGCCAGUGUGGCUGAGUGGAAGGAUGGGUUGAACGAGGCUUGGGCCGAUCUGCUGGAGCUGAUUGACACACGCACACAAAUGUUAGCAGCCUCCUAUGAGUUGCACCGCUUCCAUCAGGAUGCCAUGGAGGUGCUUGGACGUGUUAAGGAGAAGAGGGAGGGGCUGCCUUCUGACCUUGGCCGUGAUCUCAACACUGUUCAGCAUCUACACAGACAGCACAACACUUUUGAAAAUGACAUCCAGGCCUUAAGUGGACAGGUGAACCAGGUGCAAGAUGAUGCAGCACGGCUGCAGAAGGCUUAUGCUGGGGAGAAAGCUGAUGACAUUAACAGGAGUGAGCAUGCUGUGACUUCUGCCUGGGAGGGCCUGCUUGAGGCCGGUCAGGCCCGCAGGCUCCUUCUGCUGGACACUGUGGAGAAGUUCCGCUUCUUCAACAUGGUGCGAGACCUCAUGCUCUGGAUGGACGGUGUCAACCUGCAGAUAGAUGCACAUGACAGUCCCAGGGAUGUGUCUUCUGCAGGGCUGGUCAUUGCCAAUCAUCAGGACAUCAAGUCAGAGAUUGAGACCAGAGCAGACAGCUUUACUGCCUGUAUUGAGAUGGGAAAUACUCUUAUCAACAAUAAUCACUAUGCAGCUGAUGAGAUCCGGGAGAAACUGGCUCAACUUCAGGAAAAGAGAGAGAAGAUCAACAAAAAGUGGCAAGACAAGAUGGACCAUUUACAAAUUGUGCUGGAGGUGUUGCAGUUUGGACGCGAUGCUUAUGUGGCAGAGUCUUGGUUGGCAGGACAAGAACCUCUGGUGCGAGCAGCAGAGCUGGGCUCAAAUGUGGAUGAGGUAGAGAGCCUAAUUAAGCGCCAUGAGGCCUUUGAGAAACUUGCCGCAGCCUGGGAAGACCGCUUUGUGCUGUUGGAGAAACUCACUACUCUUGAGGAGCAUGAGAUGCAGAGGAGGAGAGAGGAAGAAGAGAGAGCACGGCGACCCCCUACACCACCCCCAGCAGAAGUUGCACAAUCUGAAGCAGAAAGUCAUGCACAUGAUUCUGCAGCCAGAACCAGUCUGGACCAGACCACACUUAAUCAGUCGGUGUCAGUGAAUGGAGUUCACAGCGACAACGACACAUCACAGCAGUUAUUGUCGCUAUCGUUGUCAGUGGGAAAGAAAUCAGAGCCUAAACGUGUGUGUAAGCCAAAGCAGCCGGAGCGUGGCUCAGAGACUGAGUCUGUGAACGGACCAGGUAGAGACAGCGGGCUGGCAUCCUCUCGCCUGGAUCCUUCUGCCACAUUACCGAGCAGAGGUGGAGCGGAAUCUGAGUCCAAUACCAUGGAGGGGAUGCUCUGUCGAAAACAGGAGAUGGAGUCCCACGGCAAAAAGUCAGCUAGCAGGUCCUGGCAGAACGUGUACUGUGUCCUAAGAAAGGGAAGUCUUGGUUUCUAUAAAGACGGCAAGAGCGCCAGCAACGGCAUUCCAUACCACGGCGAGGUACCCAUCAGCCUCGGAGAGGCUGUGUGUGAGGUUGCCAACGACUAUAAAAAGAGGAAAUUUGUAUUCAAGCUCAGGCUAGGGGAUGGAAAGGAGUAUCUGUUCCAAGCAAAGGAUGAGGCGGAGAUGAGCUCCUGGAUCCGUUCCAUCAUCAGCUCCAUUCCAACAGGAACAGAGGACUCGCCCGUAGGUCCAAGGGCCCUCAGCCGUGCCAUGACGAUGCCUCCCAUCUCCCCCAGCUCAGGUGAUGCUGGAGGUGUAACAAUGCGCAACAAAGAUGGGAAAGAGAAGGAUCGUGAGAAGAGGUUUAGCUUCUUUGGCAAGAAAAAAUAGAACACUUGUAAAAUUGCUGAAAACUACAAUUGUCAAAAUUUCAACAACCAGAAGCAGGCUGAAAGCAAAGUACAAACAGGUCACACAAACACACUGCUCUCAGUGCAGGCCCCAAGGAAUUUGUGGACAGCUACCGUAUGUGGCGGAGAACUUUUUUUUUCUUUAUCUGAUUCUCUCCAUCGCCCGUUUUAUCUGUCAUUUGCUUUUCACCCACAUCACAUUUCACGUUUAGCUGCACCAAACAAUGAAAGCCCUCAUCCAAUUUCAGCCAUCUGGCUGAGCGUAUUAAUCAGUAACAGGUGUGGUGGCAUUAGCAGGGAUUCAGACCCAGUUCAGUUCCAAUCCACCAGAACGGCCGUCCCUCAGCAUGAAUAUUUUCUCUUGACUAGCUGAGCCGUUUUGAUGCCGUGCCGUUAAUAAAACAAUGGAUGGUGGCUUUCCUCUGUUGUGCACAUUGCUUUUAUUACCCCACUUUAAAGCGCUCUCUUUGGGAAGGAUCACAUCAGUCUCUUUUUCUGUUCUUGGUAUUGAUGUUAUUAACCUGACCGAUAUUAUUGCUAUUAUUAAUAUUAUUUAUCUUUUGCUAUCGCUGGUUUGAGAAAACAAACUAAUUAAUUUUCCAGUAGACGAUCUUGAUUCAUGUUGUGGAGAGAAACAAAUUUGGUGAAACUAGUGGAGAAUGUUGGGCUUGCCCUUGUAUGUAUUAAUUUGUUUUUUUAGGAAUGACAGUUGAUGAGGUGUUAUGAGAAAAAAAAUAAAGCUCAUUCAAUUUUAGCAGUGUGCAGUAAGUGAUCACAAGUUUCAUUGGAAAAAUGAUAUAUAUAUUUAAUAAGUGGUUUUAUUUUUUGUUUUGUCUCUAAUUUUGCCUGUAUUGAUUAUCUUUUCUGCUUGAUUUUUUGACUUUUUUUCUGUACAAAGCAGAGAAGAUUAGUUUUCUAGUGUGUGUGUGUGUGUGUGUGUGCGUGCGUGCGCGUGUAUGAGUUGUGGUGCUGUGGAUUUUGCACGUUUGUUAUUCCUGAUCAAACGUGGCCAAAUGAAUGCUGCUUUUCGACCCGCAAACGCAGACAAAAAACGGACACAAACAAAAUAUUACUGGAAUGAUUUCAUCAAAUUCUUUUCUUUGCUUCUGGUUUUUACUAUAUGUUAGCUUACAUUACCAUUAUUUCUGUUUUAGUCUUCUAAUAUCUAUUUCCGUUCUCUCUCUCUAUAUCUCUAUCUACUGGUGUGAAGGCAUGGGGGCAGUUUGUAGAUAAAAAGCUGAAGAUCAUUUUCUGUGGCAGACCACAGGGACGCGAGCAGGACAGAUGGACAGCUGACAGGUCUCAUUAGGUGAAAUGAGGGGUGUGGAAGUGAUACAAGCCGUGAAGAAUGCGCUUUAUGUGCUACCUGAAAGAGAGAGGUGUACUGAGCCUUACUGUACUUGAACUUACUACAGAUACACUGAAUCCCUUUUUACAAACCCAGCCUCCAAUCAAACAGUCUUAAAGGAAGCUUUUGUAGUACCAAGAUAAGAAUGUUUAAAAUGUGUCCUGUGGCAAUGAUCUAAUGUAUGUCAGGGGAUUAUAUAUGCAGGUACAAUAUGAAUUACAGUUACCAUGGGACGCUCUGCUCACUAGCAGUAGCAGUGAGGGAAAAAUCCUAAAUUGUCUCUUAGACGAGCUUUGUGCUCGUGCAUAUGUGGCAUGAAUUCAUGUAAGUUUAUACUUGUAUGUGUGUCAUCAUCGCCAUCUAUUCUCCUGUGUUGAUGUACUCUGAACAACAUGAGAUCACUUCAUGGUGGAAGAGCAACUAAUUAUAUGUAAUUGGCAUUUGCAUUAAUCCAAAACCAGAGAAUGGCAAUCAAAUAUAGUUAAUGUAAAACGUGUUAUUGGUUUCCUCAAAUAUGGUACAUGUUUGAAAUGAUAAAGGCAUUCACAGUAAUUGUGAGACUGUAGGUUUUAGUGCAAUUGUAUUUAAAUAAGUUAACUGUUAUUAAAAUCAGUCCAAGUUUUAAUUUGCCUUUUCUAACUGCCAAAAUGCAAAAGGAAGUUAUUGGAUAACAAAUCUGAAUUUAAGCGUUUCAUGGAUUAUAUUCAGUAGGUUGCAAGUAAUCAAAUAUUUGUUAUUUAUUACACCUUGAAAGCAACUCUUUGAAGCUGGUAAUUGCCUGGAUGUGUAUACCAUGCCUUGGUGAGCUGAAUAGUCCACAGGAAUGUCACACCAAACAGCUGGAAGUAAACUGGCUGCAGUUUAAACAGGUUGGCCUUAUUUUCCAGUCCCAAAUGAAUGUGGAACCAGUGAUCUAUCGCUCGAAUCAAAUACUCUCCAAGCCAGAGAAGAAAAAUAUUCUACUUUGAGACUAUUGAACAGCUGACAGUACCUGCUCCAAAUGUUAUCAAACUGACAGCCUUCUCUCUGUCAGUGGGAUUUUGUAUUGUGUGUGUGAGACGCAGCUCCUAGUUUAAGUAGUCUUAAACUAAGCUACACUCUGGGAACCGAGUCAGUAAGGUCAUUGCAUACAUAAGUGAGCCAACGCAGUUUGCGUUCAUUGUGCACAAUUUCAAAUGGAGGAGUCAUUCUUCCCCAGCGGAGGAGCUGUUUUUAGUGACUAUUAAUACCUUUUUCUCUUCUCUGGAAAUCAGAUACAACACCCAGUUGAUGUUAGGGACUUCCAGUUUAAAGGUCACACAGUGUAUUUUUUUAUCAGCUCAUUUGAAUGUGAAUGACUCAGAUUAGUUUGGCCAAAUUGGUCAUGUGAAGCAAAAAUAUUUCUCAUACUUGACAUAGUGAACACAAGCUCUCUCUUUCACACAUGCUCACACAUUAAUGCUAUACUGCAUAUUUAAUGCAGAAUGACCCUGGCAAUCCAGUUUUGUUGAAAUGUCCUCAAUGUUGAACGAUGUGCAAUUCAAUGUUGCAUAUGGCAUCUUUUGAAAUAUAGCAUAGUGCUACUGGUGAGCUUUGACCAGAACAUGGGAAGUAAUGUAUUAUCGAUGUCAAAGAGAUGAGUUUUUGGUUAUGAGAGUACUUGUAACGAUGGAGAACUUAAUGAAGAAAAACAACAACUUUUAUUUGUUAAGUAUUUAGAUAUGGUUGAAAACAGACUGGUGGCAAUUCAAGCUUCCUUUUUUUUUAGAAGAAGGCAGGAUAUUUGCUGUCUAGUGGGAGCUUGUAUUUUUUCAUCCAGUGGUCUGUGCAGCUUUUGAUAAGCCUGUCCUCUUACCUUCUUUUAUCAUUACCUUUGACAAAUGUCUGUUCCUUCCUCUGUAAUUCAGAGUUGUUAAUACCACUACUAUUAUUAAUUGCUAUUAUUAUCAUUAUUGCUACUGUUGUUACUAUUACUACUGCUGUUACUAAUGCAACUUAUUGCAAAAGUUAUAACUGCUGUCCAUUUUCAGGUACGUGUCUGUGAUACCAGACCCUUCCACACGAUGUCAGUGUGCUGUGGAGCAUUUUCAUUACAAAUCGAAAGUAAUGUUUGUUGACUUGUGUAUCUACAUCUAAUAUUAGGAAUAAUAAAACAUGGUUUAAUCAAAAUCA